Messenger RNA from Sphenostylis stenocarpa, 1203 nucleotides. NCBI's taxonomy places the organism in Eukaryota, Viridiplantae, Streptophyta, Magnoliopsida, Fabales, Fabaceae. The record is from the annotation of a GenBank genome assembly.
AUGUCAACUCUUCUCACUGUCACUGCAUUUCCCAUUUUCACCCUCACUCUCACCAAAACUCUAAUUUCUCUUCCCAAGUCCUAUUCCCUCUCCUUUAAAUUCAAGUCCCUUGUCUCCCAUUGCUCCCUCUCCGACCGCGAGGAGCAGCGCUGGCUCCGUGAAGAACAGCGAUGGCUCCGCGACGAACAGCGCUGGCUCCGCGAGGAGCAGCGCUGGGCUCGCGAACGCGAUCAGCUCCUCCGCGAGAUCUCCGACCUCAAGCUCCAAAUCCAGGCGCUGGAGCUUCGCCUCUCCACGCGCGUAUUGUCCUCUCCGGCUUCCGUCUCCGACGCCGUCGCGAACGUCACGUUGCUCUUGCAGGUGCUGAAGGACAAGAAUCUGGUUCUCGAGAGCGGUUCGAGUGUGCGGAACAUGGAGGAUGUUAGAACACAAACUGAACACACUCACAAAAAUAGAGAAGAAAAGGAAAAGAGAACAAGAGAUAUUGAGGAGAAAGGAUUCGAUGAAGUCGUGGAAAGUGAGAAGGAGGUUGUGGUGGUUGAGGAGUCUGUUAGGGUUGAACAGAGGAGCACAUUGCGGAAAGGUUCCGAAGGAGAAGAGGUUCGACAGAUGCAGGAAGCAUUGCAGAAAUUGGGGUUUUACUCGGGCGAGGAAGACAUGGAUUACUCAAGCUUCUCAAGUGGAACAGAACGUGCAGUGAAGACUUGGCAAGCUGCAUUAGGUGCCCCUGAGGAUGGUAUUAUGACAGCUGAACUUCUUGGAAGGCUAUAUUUAGAGAUAAGUAAAAAGGACAUGACUCAAGACACACAAUCUACUACUGUUUUACCAAAGGACGGUGAAAAUGGAGCUGCAGUUGCUUCUGUGACAGAUAUUUCAGAGACUCAGCAAAAUGUUGUGAAAAGUGACAAGGGAACAGAAUUUUCCCAUCGAGGAGUUUUUCUUCUUGGAGAGAAUCGGUGGGAAGAACCAUCAAGACUUGUCACAAGUGAUGGAGUUGAUAGGAGCAAAAACAAGAAUGCAACGACAAAAUGCCUUCAAUGUCGUGGGGAAGGUCGCUUGUUGUGUACAGAAUGUGAUGGAUCUGGUGAGCCAAAUAUUGAACCUCAAUUUUUGGAAUGGGUGGAUCAGGGUACAAAAUGCCCAUAUUGUGAAGGUCUAGGGUAUACUGUAUGUGAUUUAUGUGGAGGAAAAACUAUGGUAUAG